AUAUAUAUAUACACACACACAUAUAUAUAGAGAGAGAGAGCGAAAGGAAGAAGCGAGAAUAUAAAGACACAGGGACCCGGGAGGUGGCUAUGGAGCGAGGGGCCGAGUGUACGUACAGACACCGGGGCGGUGGAUUUAUAUAGAGAGGCCGGGGUCGGGCAGACCUGUUUGGGGGCUCUUCAGCGAGACGUAACGGACGCCGGGACAAGUACCAGAGAAGGCCGAGGCCGGAGAGGAGAGGCUCCGGGACGGGUUCAAAACCAGCGGGGACUUGAACAUGAGUGAAUUUCGAAUCCAUCACGAUGUCAACGAACUACUCAGUUUGCUUCGAGUACGAGGUGGAGAUGGAGCUGAAGUGUACAUUGACCUCCUUCAGAAAAAUAGAACACCUUACAUCACAACUACUGUUUCUGCCCACAGCGCAAAGGUAAAAAUAGCGGAGUUUUCAAGAACUCCUGAGGAAUUUCUCAAGAAAUAUGAUGAGCUGAAAUCAAAAAAUGUGCGGAAUUCGGAUCCCCUAGUUUACCUGCUAUCAAAACUAACUGAAGAUAAAGAGACCCUGCAGUACUUGCAGCAGAAUGCUAAGGACCGAGCAGAGCAUUCAGCCAGUGUCUUAGCGAACAGCAGUACAACCUUCAGUCUCCCCUCAACUACAACCAAGCUGUCUGUGCAAGAGCUUGAAGAACUCCGAAAACAGCUUGGGAGUGUCACCACUGGCUCAAAUUCACAACAGCCACUCGAAGUUGUUCGAAAGAUGCUGCGAGACAAACAUAGCAAGAGGAAUCCAGGACAGAUUAUCCCUCAGUUCCCACUAUGGGUGUACGAGAGGACAGCUCUUCUGGGGGAUUUUAUAACUAGCCACAGUCCAAUUACGGAGACAGUGGUAUCCAUAGGAACCAUGACACUCACUACCCAAGAGCAAAUAAUUGUUGAGGACUUGCUGUACGUUCUGAUUGGAGUGGAUGGCAAAUAUAUCACAGCCAAUUCAUUAAUGGGCAGGCAGAACCGAUUAUUUGCAGUUGAUCCGACACUGGACAUGUCCAUUAAAGAAUUGGUCAACAGGAUUCUUCCAUUAGCGGCAAGUUAUUCUUCUGUUACCAGGUUUAUCGAAGAAAAAUCCUUAUUUGAAUACGGUCAAGUAAACCAUGCAUUGGCUGCAGCAAUGCGAGCCCUCGUGAAGGAGUACAUGAUUCUUGUGACCCAGCUGGAACACUUGCAGAGGCAAGGUUUGCUCUCAUUGCAAAAACUUUGGUUUUAUAUUCAGCCAACAAUUAGAACAAUGGAGAUAUUGGCUUCAAUAGCUACGUCUGUAGAGAAAGGAGACUGCAUGGGAGGAUCAACACUAAGCCUGCUCCAUGACCGGACUUUUAACUACACCGGAGACAGUCAAGCACAAGAGCUUUGCCUCUACCUGACCAAAGCAGCAAGUGUUCCUUACUUUGAAAUUCUGGAGAAAUGGAUUUAUAGGGGCAUCAUCCAAGACCCUUACAGUGAGUUCAUGGUGGAGGAACACGAACUCCAAAAGGAAAAAAUCCAGGAGGAUUAUAAUGAUAAGUACUGGGAUCGGAGGUACACCAUCAUCCAGCACAGAAUCCCUUCGUUCUUACAAAAGAUGGCUGACAAGAUCCUCAGUACAGGGAAAUAUCUCAAUGUUGUGAGAGAAUGUGGUCGUGAUGUGACCUGUCCUGAUGCCAAGGAAGUGAUUUACACACUGAAAGAGCGGGCAUACGUGGAACAAAUUGAAAAGGCGUACAACUACGCCAGCAAGGUUCUCUUAGAUUUCUUAAUGAAGGAAAAAGAACUCUUAGAACGACUAAGGUCAAUAAAACAUUACUUCCUGAUGGACCAAGGAGAUUUCUUUGUCCAUUUUAUGGACCUUACCGAAAACGAGCUGAAGAAGCCAGUAGAUGACAUUAUUGCCACCAGACUGGAAGCCCUGCUUGAACUGGCAUUGAGAAUGAGCACUGCUAACACUGACCCAUUUAAAGAUGAUUUGAAGAUUAAUCUUAUGCCACAUGACCUAAUCACCCAACUUCUGAGGGUUCUAGCUAUUGAAACUAAUCAGGAAAAGACCAUCAUCCACCCAGACCCGACAGAGAUUGCUCUCAGUGGCCUUGAAGCAUUCUCCUUUGAUUAUGUUGUGAAAUGGCCACUUUCGCUGAUUAUAAACAGGAAAGCUUUGACCAGGUAUCAAAUGCUCUUCAGACAUAUGUUUUACUGCAAACAUGUGGAACGACAGCUGUGCAAUGUUUGGAUCGGUAAUAAAGUCGCAAGACAGUAUUCCUUACACUCUGCUAAAUGGUUUGCAGCUGCCUUUACUUUGAGACAGCGAAUGCUGAACUUUGUGCAGAACAUUCAGUAUUAUAUGAUGUUUGAGGUUAUGGAGCCAACUUGGCACAUCAUGGAAAAUAAUCUCAAAUCCGCAUCCAACAUAGAUGAAGUCCUGAGCCAUCACACCAGCUUUCUGGACAACUGUAUGAAGGACUGCAUGUUAACCAACAUGGUGCUUCUCAAGAUCUUCUCAAAGUUGAUGUCCUUAUGCGUUAUGUUUACCAAUUGUAUGCAGACGUUUACUCAGAACAUAAAGAUUGACAGUGAGAUGACUCACGGGACGAUGAAGAAGCCACCAACCCAGUCAGAAUGUACUGAAGAGACUGAAAAGAAGAGAAUCAGUAAUAAGGUUACCAUGUCCGAGAAUGUGGCAGAACGUAUUGAUGUACUACAUUCUACCUCUGGAUUCGAUAGCACCAUCAAUACAUUUGACAACAACUUUUCCUCCAACCUACUUGACCUGCUGGACAAACUGAGCAUUUCAAGUACAAAUGAUUGCGAGCACAGUAUGAUCAACAUAAUAUACAGGUUAGAUUUCAAUGGGUUCUACACUGAACGCCUGGAACGCAUGUCUGCAGAACGGAGUAAACCACAGGGUCAGCAAGGAACAGUUUCCAGAGCCCCUUUAUCUGCUCAAUAAGACCAGAGAAACAGCAUGUCCUAGAUCUAAUCAAUCACUGUUAAAAGACUAAGAAUGAUAAAUAAUCAGUUGUAUUUCCUGGGUAUAAUAAUUGAAACUAAUAAAAGUUUGUUGUACAUUUCCAAUGUAACUUUACAAAUAUAUAACCAGUUUACUUCAACUUUUUGUUAAGAUCUUGUAUGUUAAAAUACUCUGAUAGUUUGCAGCUGUGAGUGGGAGGGAAGAAAAAGACUUUGUGUUGUUAUUUUUGUGUUAGAUCAUCUCAGUGUAAUGGAAACUGGUGUGUACCCAAACCUCUGCUUAUGUUUGUAUCCAAAUUCUCUUUCCACACUCACCUUUUUGUCAGACUGCACUGGUGAUGUCAGAUUGGCAGGAUACAGGGAUGGAAGAGAGAGUGAACAUCAGCAAGGAAAGGGAUCCCAUCCAUACCAAUACAGUGCACCUAGUGGCUGAGUCAGGAGCGGCAUCGAUAGCACUUGUACAGGUGAACCAGGUGGUUCUACUUUCAAUUUAAGAUGAGCUUUGAGAGAAAGAUGGUAUGAGGGAAAAUGCUUUUGUAUUCUGUGUUAGGUUGAGUGCAGGAAUGUGUGAAUAGAGGGGUAUGCUUUUCAAAUGCCUAGAAUAAUUAAUUUAAGGUCACAGUGCCUUCAAUAAUUUCACUUUGUAUAUACACUUCUUUAUUUUUAGUAUAACUGAGUAAUCUAUUAAACGCUUCAGUAUGAAA
This is a messenger RNA of Callorhinchus milii (elephant shark), 3695 nucleotides long. It is a transcript of the gene tubgcp2, whose product is annotated as tubulin, gamma complex associated protein 2. The record is from RefSeq and is a predicted model, not a curated record. Gene Ontology annotation, cellular component: equatorial microtubule organizing center; spindle pole; centrosome. Gene Ontology annotation, biological process: meiotic cell cycle; mitotic cell cycle; cytoplasmic microtubule organization. Gene Ontology annotation, molecular function: gamma-tubulin binding; microtubule minus-end binding. Lineage: Eukaryota; Metazoa; Chordata; Chondrichthyes; Chimaeriformes; Callorhinchidae. The coding region runs from base 278 to 2971 and encodes 897 amino acids. The transcript is spliced from 18 exons.